CGGUCACGUGAUCCGCUGAGGCGGGCGCCGGGUGGUCACGUGACCGGGCGAGGCGGGGAGAACCGGGCGGUGCGCUGGGGACCGCGCUACAGCACGCAAGUCAAAUGUCAUUUGAAAGCUGAAGGAAUGAACACACUGUUAUCCUCUCAUCUCAAGUGGGCAUCUAUAUGUUUUCUACAACUGAAAUGAUUUAUUAAACCUGGAGGCUUCUGAGCAAGAUAAAACAAAAAUACCCAUUAUGGCCUCAUCAUCAACACCUAAAUAUAAUUCAAACUCCUUGGAGAGUUCCUCAGGUAAAAGGACUCUAAAAGAUGGAACUAACUGGGAACAAAAUGAAGAAAUACCUCGUCUGCCAGGAGAGACUAGAGUUACAGACAAGGAUGUUAUUUAUAUGUGUCCGUUUAACGGCCCCGUUAAAGGAAGAGUGUACAUCACGAACUACAGGCUGUACCUAAGAAGUGUGGAAAAUGAUCCAGUUGUGGUAUUGAAUGUUCCAUUGGGUGUAAUUUCAAGAAUAGAAAAAAUGGGAGGAGCUUCAAGUAGAGGAGAGAACUCUUACGGAUUAGAUAUAACCUGUAAAGAUAUGAGAAAUUUACGGUUUGCAUUAAAACAAGAAGGGCACAGUAGAAGAGAUAUAUUUGAAGUCCUCACAAAAUAUGCUUUUCCCCAGUCACAUAACUUGCUUUUUUUCGCAUUUGCAAAUGAAGAAAAGUUUUCUGAAAAUGGAUGGAUGGUGUACAAUCCAAUGUCUGAAUACAGGAGACAAGGUCUGCCUAAUGAACGGUGGCGAGUGACUUUUAUUAAUGAACAUUAUGGACUGUGUGACACAUAUCCAUCGCUCUUAGUAGUGCCAUAUAAUGCAACAGAUGAUGAUCUCAAGAAAGUUGCUGCCUUUAGGUCCCGUAAUAGAAUCCCGGUUCUCUCAUGGAUUCAUCCAGAGACUCAGGCUGUUAUUAUGCGCUGCAGUCAACCCCUUGUUGGAAUGAGUGGUAAGCGGAAUAAGGAUGAUGAAAGAUAUCUUGAUAUCAUCAGGGAAGCUAACGGGCAGAUCUCAAAACUGACCAUCUAUGAUGCUAGACCCAAUGUCAAUGCAGUCGCAAACAAGGCAACUGGGGGAGGAUAUGAAAGUGAAGAUGCGUAUCCCAAUGCCGAACUUUUCUUCUUGGACAUUCAUAAUAUUCAUGUCAUGCGGGAAUCUUUGAAGAAGUUGAAGGACAUUGUUUAUCCCAAUGUGGAAGAAUCACACUGGUUGUCGAGUCUGGAAUCAACCCACUGGUUAGAACAUAUAAAGCUUGUCUUGACAGGAGCUAUUCAAGUGGCAGACAAGGUCUCCUCAGGAAGGAGCUCUGUGCUGGUUCACUGCAGCGAUGGCUGGGACCGGACAGCACAGCUGACAUCGCUGGCCAUGUUGAUGCUAGACAGCUACUAUAGAACAAUUGAAGGCUUUGAAGUUCUGGUGCAAAAAGAGUGGAUAAGCUUUGGGCAUAAAUUUGCAUCGAGAAUAGGCCACGGUGAUAAAAACCAUGCUGAUGCAGACAGAUCACCCAUCUUUCUCCAGUUCAUUGAUUGUGUGUGGCAGAUGUCUAAACAGUUUCCUACGGCCUUUGAAUUCAAUGAGCAGUUCUUGAUUACAAUCCUGGAUCACUUGUACAGCUGCCGUUUUGGUACUUUCCUGUAUAACAGUGAGUUUCUUAGAGAAAAGGAGAAAGUGACUGAGAAAACAUUGUCGUUAUGGUCUCUGAUAAACAGUGAAAAAUCUAAAUACACCAAUCCUUUUUAUACUAAAGAGCUAAAUCGAGCACUCUAUCCGGUAGCCAGCAUGCGUCAUUUAGAGCUCUGGGUCAAUUACUACAUCAGGUGGAACCCGAGAAUUCGGCAACAACAGCCAAAUCCAGUGGAGCAGCGUUACAUGGAGCUCCUUGCGUUACGUGAUGAUUACAUAAGGAGACUUGAAGAACUUCAGAUCACAAAUAGUUCUAAGAUAUCCAGUUCGUCAGCCUCAUCAGCAUCUCCCUCACAAAUGGUGUCCCAUCUACAAACACAUUUUUGAAGAAAGUGUUGGCUUCGUUCUAUACUGUAACAGCAAGCGGUGCUUAACAUAGAUGUAUAGCAUAAAGAGGAAUAUUUUAAUGCCUUACGUUAGACUGUCCUAACAGAAAUUAUUUUAGACUGUCUUCAUUUGAGGAGGACUUCAAAACAAACAAAACCAACUGUUCAGUUAUGUGCCUUUCAGAACUUUUGGACUGGGAACAUUAUUAAUCAACUUUUAGUUAUGGAGGGCUUUAAGAGUUCUUUUGGAAAGUCUGGUACAAUUGAAAUUUAAUUGAUUUGUUUUCAUAAGAAGGCUUUAAUUUAUUAUGUUGUAGGUCAUGUUCCUGUAAGGAAAUUCAUGCUCAGUCUUUCAUAUCAUGAAUCAACACAUUAAUGGCAAUAGGAAUAUUCACAUUGUAUAAAGCUAGGCUUGUGUGUAUUCCCGUUAGGAAUACAGUUGUGGAGUUUGAGAUACAAAUAAAUUCUAUCAAAAGACUUCAGAAAUAAGUUUUGAAAGUUUCUGGUUACCUGAGAAUUUCAGCUAUUCAUUUUUCAAAAUAAACAAAAACAUGGAAGGGAUUUCAAUGAUAUGCUUACAAUUAAAAAGUUCAAAUAGCUCAGUAGAUAUCAAAAUAAAAGAGAAAUUAUUUUUAUUGUCAAUUGAUUUUUUUUUU
Cuculus canorus (common cuckoo) is the source of this 2705-nucleotide messenger RNA. RefSeq names its product myotubularin 1 (gene MTM1). Lineage: Eukaryota; Metazoa; Chordata; Aves; Cuculiformes; Cuculidae. Gene Ontology annotation, cellular component: plasma membrane. The record is from RefSeq and is a predicted model, not a curated record. The coding region runs from base 239 to 2050 and encodes 603 amino acids. The transcript is spliced from 16 exons. Gene Ontology annotation, biological process: dephosphorylation; muscle cell cellular homeostasis; negative regulation of autophagosome assembly. Gene Ontology annotation, molecular function: phosphatidylinositol-3,5-bisphosphate 3-phosphatase activity.